Molecule: messenger RNA, 2382 nt
Organism: Nilaparvata lugens (brown planthopper)
Lineage: Eukaryota; Metazoa; Arthropoda; Insecta; Hemiptera; Delphacidae
Exons: 6
Coding region: 285-2285 (666 amino acids)
Source: RefSeq, a predicted model, not a curated record
UACAGUACGAUAAUUUAGAAUAGUUGGUACAAUGGUUAUGCUUUUCGCAUUAUGGCAGCACUGUGCUUGCUCACUCACUUCUCCAGUUGACACUUGUUGACUUGUCAGUUGUUUACUUGACUUGACUUUGAUACCUGUCAUUACGCGAUAUUAUCUGAGUUUGAUGUGGAGCUGUUGAUUACUGCAGUUUGCAACCGACCUGCUCUUUAGUUGGAUGGAAGUUUGCAGAGUGAUCAAAGAAGAUUUCGUAGCUUUAACCAUUUCCCAACAGAAAAAGUUUGAAAAUGAAUAGGUCUAGAAAGAAGCCGAUGCGAACCUACGGAAGAAAGAAGACAAAGGUGCGAUAUAUGAAAACUAAUGUCAGUAUUCAUCUUACAAAUAAUUACAUCACCAACAAUGUGUUCGUCAUCAGCUCUGAUGAAUUGUCACCGAAACUAUCUUCAAAUAAUGUCAAAAAUCCAACUAAAGAGAAAUCCAACCUUCUUGACUUGUAUAAUUCGUCUACGGAGAGAAAGUUUGAUCUUCUUAUUGGAAAAAAACCUUGCAAUAUAUUUUCAUCUUCAAAUUCGUCAUUAUCUACACUUGGAGAGCCAUCCACAUCUGGGCUCUCAAAAGCUUGUUCUUCAGCGUUGUCUUUGGUGUCAGUGCAUGAGAAUCUACCCUCAACGUCAUUGUGUCAAACAGAUUUGGAAAACAGACUUGCAAUAGAUUCUUGCAAAGAUGAGGGGAAUAGUUUUGUUCGUAGCACUCAGUUCAAAUUAACUAAACAUGUUUGUUUGAGAGUAACAUCGAGAGCAAGAAAACUUAGAGUAUCAAAGCGAUUUUCAUUUGGCGGUGUUCAGCAGAACAGCACUCCGAUUCAGAAAAGUAAAAGAGAAUCGGAAAGUCCCAUUGUGGAAUGGGGCUUGUCUCCAAUUGCUGGUAUCGUAAGAGACGAUUCUGCAAAUUCAUCAAACUCGCCUGAUAUAUUUGAAGAAUUUAACAGUGAUGGUGAGAGUCAGUCACAAAAUGAUAAUAAUCGACUCCCAAGGACUUCUUUGAGGCGGAAAAGAAGUAGUUUAAAACGUUAUAGUGCUAUGCGUAGUAGAAAAAGAAGAAGUUCUUUCCAACAAGCAGUGGAAAUCAGUGAGAUUGAUGAAGAUGUGCCGAAUCAUAGCAUUACAUCGUGCCAAGCAGACCUAACCAAAAGUUAUCUAAAAGAUCCAACUCUUGAAGAAACUGCUAUUCUUCCAGCAGAUAACGUUAGCAUAAAUUCUAUUUCGUCUUUCACAACUGAAAAAGAUGAUGAGCAACCAAAUGGUAAACAAGAUAUUCCAUUAUCAGAAUUAUCACAGCGAUUGUCCAACUUAGAAAUCGAUUGUCCAGAUGAAAGGUGCGUCAUUCAAGUGCACGAUUCACACAUCGAUAAAAAGUGCACAUCAAUCUCUUCAAACAAAUCUAGAUUACAUUCAAAUACAUCUCUAGUCGAAUCCAUGAGAAUGUCCGUCGCAUGCUCAUCUUUUUCGUCUCAAAUCGAUAACAAAAGAGAUGAAAUAGAAGAAGAAGACGAGUUGAAAGAUGAACCUCCGAAUACCCUCAAUUUCUCUAGUAGCUCUGAUGAAAAUAUUUCGAAUUGUAACAGAAAUAUUGGAGAAGAAAAAGACGAGAGUAAAAUAGAAAAGAUUUGUAGACGUGUAAAAGAAUUAAGCAGCGAUGAAAGUGACAAGCAGACGGAGAGUGAAGAUCAUACCGUAACAUCUCAAGAUUUUCUAGGCUUUAGAACGGAAAAUGUUGAAGCUGUAUAUACUGACCUCAAAGGCGUUAAAGAAGAAGACGACCAUGAUGACGUUGAAGAAGACUCUGAAGAUGAUGAAAGUAAGGAAUAUUGUUACAAAGACUUCGCUGAAAAGGAAUUCAAGGGGAAAAUCAACUCCACAAAUGUUUUGGAUGCAGAUAGCUCGUUAUCUAUGACAGGGUUUGAGCUUAACAAUGACCGCACAUUCGAUUUCAUACCUGGAAAAAAGUAUAGGCGGAGUCUUGGUGCUUUCCGUCAGAGCAAAUCAUCAACUGGACUAGGCUCUUUAUCACGUGUGGGAUGUAAUCGGUUCAGUAUCAUUCGACCAUCGGCAAAAUUGAAAGCAUCCACUCGAAAGACUUUGAUUACAACAACUAUCGAAGAGGAUCUUGAUGAAACACUAGAUGUGAUAAAUGUUGAUGAAGAUAAAGACGCUGCUAAAAACAAGGUUCUCAGUCUAUGCGAUCAGACUGAUAUUUUAAAAUUCGAAUCUGUUUUGUAUGAAAGGUAAAUAUUUGUUUAUAACGUUAAUCAUGUUAUUUUAUGUAUGAAUUCAAUUUUACUUCUUCUUUUGAAAUUAAUUAUAAUUUAUCCAAGUUCUAUUUCGU